Messenger RNA from Pogona vitticeps (central bearded dragon), 4781 nucleotides. NCBI's taxonomy places the organism in Eukaryota, Metazoa, Chordata, Lepidosauria, Squamata, Agamidae. The record is from RefSeq and is a predicted model, not a curated record.
GCCGGAUUCUAUAACAACAAAAGAACUCGGCGGGGAGCUGAGACAGGCCGAGGCAACCGGGGCUUUUGGAAGCCCGGAGGAAACGGAGGGCACCGCGGCGGGCAGGGCUCCCCUCGCCCCCAUCUACCUCAAUCGCUGCCGUCCGGGGUGUGUUUGUGUUUGCAGACGACGCUUUUGAGGCCAGAUGUGACUCUUCAUCAGCUUGGAAAUGACCCUGUGAUAUCUUUCAGAGCUUCAAAGUGACUUCCCCAGAAAUACCUACAACCCUCACACAUUAUUUCACUAGCAUAUCCUACUCAUGUGCAAAUGUGAGGAUUUUGUAGCAUUUGUUUACAAGCCAUGCCUCCCUGCGGUCUGUGCCUGAGCUGAUAAGUUUUCAUGCACUUUAAUCUUCUACCUGUGUCCUUGGCUAGCACACUGUGAAGCUGUACCUUUUACUCUUGGAUACGAAGGAGUACUAGCCGAAGCCUUGUGAUUGCCUUAGUAAUGUUCCAGCGGUUGAACAACAUGUUUGUGAGAGAAAUCAAUCAUUUGCCCAGUCAAGAGCCAGAGUUCAGUGAGAAAGAGGAAGAAGAGUGGAUUCUGGUGGACUUUAUAGACACGUGUACUAACCUCUCGAUGAUUGAAGAGGAGGAGGAGGAGGAAGAAAAUAAUGACCUCCAUGAAGCAUCACCUGUGGACCAUCCACCUGUCUUCUCUUGUCUGUCUACAUCCUUGGAAUGUUUGGCUGAUACCAGCGACUCUUGCUUCAUCCAGUUUGAUUCGUGCCCCAUGGAGGAAAGCUGGUUUAUUACUCCACCUCCAUGUUUCACAGCUGGUGGUGUGGCUACUCUCAAAGUGGAAACCAGUCCUUUGGAGAACCUUCUGAUUGAACAUCCCAGCAUGUCGGUGUAUGCAGUCCACAAUACCUGCCACAGCCUCAACAAGACCAAUUGUGAUGAGGAAGAAGAAGAGGAAGAACCUCAGGAUGCUAGCGGUCCUAGAUCAGAAGUUCAGAGUGACGUGGGUCAACCUAUUCGAUGCUACAUUGCUGCUCUCACUUCUCAUUCGGCCUUUCUUGAACAGACCAAGAGCUUUCGGCCUUCCCAGUGGACAAAAGAAAACCAGGAAAGACAGUACCUGAACAGAAACUGCCUUCGCCGCCAAAACCUUACCAGGGAUUGCUACUCCCGGCAACUCAAAAACGGAUAUUUUGUUCACCAGCCUUGCCAGCGCCAGUUUAAUUACUGAGGGUGUUUGCGAUAUAUUUGUUUCCCCCCCCAAAAAAACAUACCGGUUUAAUGUCGCUCCUGGUUUUGUUCUGUGUUUUGCGUGUGUGUAGAUCAGAGCUCCGAAAUGUUGCCUUCUUGGACUACAAUUCCCACAGGCCAUCCUGGCCGAGGACUGUGGGAACUGUAGUUGAGAAAAUAGUAACACUUCCAAUCUCUGGUGUAGAUAAUGAAGGCAUUUUUCUUUCCCAUUGCAAGCUGGCCACUGUUGUUUCUACACAAUCACUUGAGUGUUACAGUUAGGUUGUAAGCCACAUUGACGUUAAUGGUAUAUCACAGAAUUGCCUUUGUAAUAUUUUAUUUGUGGUUCAGAAACCUAUCAGUAUAGUCACGUUGGUGUGAUUGGGGCAAAGUGGGGGGGGGAGAUUUGUUGAAUGUGAUUUUAGAAACUUUCUGAUGUGUGGAUGGGUUUGUUUUUAUAUCUGUAUUUUAGCCAAGACAAAGCAGGCCAUUUUCAUUCAUACUGUAGUCCAAAUACAGUUGCAGAAUUUCUCAGGGUCAGCCGUACACUUGCAAUGAUUUGUCCAUACCGUUAAGUCACCUUUUAACAUUCUAACAUAGCCAUUAAAAUGUGAUAAACUGGAUUGCAUGGAGCUCCCAGUAAGGAGUGAAUUCUGUAUGUAAUGGUGCUGGUGGGGUUACCUUGUGUCUCAUCUGCUUACCCAAUUUCCUAGACAAAGGAGAUACCUCAGAGAAAGUGUGAAGUGGCCCUGUGAAGGAAGACUAGUGUAAUGUAACCUCUGCUAGCCUUGCAGUUGUCAUGAAAUGUAACUCCCACCAUCCUCAAGCAGAAGGGCCAGUGAUGGAAGUUGUGGCCCAACACAUCUGGAGAGCACAAGACCAUGAAAAGCUUGUGUGGUAUGUUGUGCGUAUUGGACCUGAACAACAGUGGCAAGAGUCUCUCUCUCACUGCCUGGCCUUUCUGAAUUAAAAGUGGAAAAACAUGCCUCAGAUGGGCCUUUCUUUAAAAUGCUUUGCACAGCAUCUCUGUUCGUGACAGUUGUUUAAAGCUGAGGCAGACAAACCUGUGGAUGGUUUUGGAUUACGACUCCCAAUAUCCUUCACUACCAUUUAUGGUGGCUGGGACUGAUGGGAGUUGGGAGUCCAAAAGUAUCUGAAGGGCCACAAGGUGCUCACACUCAUACAAAGGUUCUAGUAAUAUAUUGAAAACAGGUCUUGCUGUUGUUACAUCUGUGUGCUGGAGUGAGUAAACUCUGGACUCCUACAGGGUUGGAAUAAUUACACAAAGUCUGAAACCCAGUGGUCAAGUUGCAGCUAAAGUAGGCCCAUUGAAUCAAUGGAACUUACAUGGGUGUCUCACCAGAUUCCACUGAAUUAAUGGACCUACUCUAGUUGCAACUAGGCCACUGGAUUUAAGCCAUUCUCUCGCUUUCUCUCCCUACAUUUCUGAACGUAAGGCACAAAGUGUUUCUCACUUUCCUUCAGUUCUGUUUGCUAGCUGCAUGUUUUAUGUGCCCUGGACCUUAAACCCUACGGCCACAACCCUGAAGUGACUUAUAAGCAUGAUGUGCCAUCUCAGAAUUCAUGUUUAAUUGGCACCAAUUUAAUGAGAGCAAUAAUAUUUGAUACGAACGUGAAUUGAAAUUGACAGUUAUUUCAAAACACCUCACUAAAACAUCUCCAUGAAGGGGAAAGACGUUUGUUUGGAUAGGCUCUGUUGAGGCCUAAAAUUGUCCUGUUUGUUAUUUUGUGGACAAUUUGAUUGAGUGACCAUCUAACUAGUCAUCAUAUCUCCCUCCUCUUUCUGCUUCAUUUUAAUUACUAGCAGCUUAGCCAGAGACAGGACAGAUACCUUUUUUUAGACUAUGAUUCCUAGAAAAUCCCGACCUGCACUGCCACUGGCCAUGUGAGCUGGGGUUUUCUGGGGCUUAUAGUAACUUUCCUCAUAUGUGGGUGUACUUUUUUUAAAAUGGGUAUUCUAAAAACAAAUAAGAAAACAGAAAACAGCCCAUGCUUUGAUAAGUGAGUCACACCUUGUUGUCUAGCAAGUAGAAUCCCAAGAACGUAGAGCAACUUGAAAUCCUAAGCAGCAGUAACAGUCUGCUUUUUAAUGCUUUGUUAGCAGCCUUUGUGUUUCUGGAGUUACUUCGAUCUGCUACUCAGCUUCAGUUUUGUACUUCUUCAGAGUCAUUUCUCUGCUAGCAUUUUGUACUUGGUUAGCCUGGAAUUCACGAAAUGGUACAGAAUUUCUUUUUAUUACACACAGAAACAUGUUUUCCCCCACUCUUAUUUCAAUAAGCACCCUAGCUGAUUUUCUCUCAGUUUCCUAGGCAAACAAAAAUACUAUAGACAUACUUUAAAACUCAGGAAGCAGAUAGUAUUUGACACAGAACUCCUUUAAAGUUUGGAAGACUUAAAGCCUAUUGGCUGAAAUCUUAUUGCUGAGUUACAAAUGUGGAAAGCAAAAGGUAUAACUUGCUGCUUUCUGGGGGCAAUUAACAAGUUCCUGCUUGGAUUUUUGGGCACACACCAACUAACUGGACUGCCACUCAGCUGAAAAUCUAAGCAGGGACUUGUAAUUGUCAGCAGCAAGGUGUUGCAAAUUAUUCCAUUUGCCUUCUGCAAGAUUUUGGCCAUUGUUAUCAUUGCUCUGUGCUAAUUCUGAGCCUUUUUCUUUGUUUCUUUAAAGCAUCUGGCUUUUAUUUUCAGGAAUGCUGAAUAGAUGUCAUUUCCUUCACCACUUAUCUUGUGUGCCCACUCUCCUAGUUCAGUAGCUACUUAAAUUUAGGACUUCUCAUUCAGGGAUACAAAUUUCUUUCUAAUUUUACUGGAAAGCUUGCUAGUGCUUGAAGUUUCGGGGCAGAAUAAAAAAGUGGAUGAUCUGGCAGAAGCAAAACUGGGGUGACCACCGGACCCCAGUAGACCCCCCUCUUGAGUAUACCCACUCCAAUGGCUCUGAUGGUCUGAAAAACCCUCUGGAACAAAAUUUUGGGUGGUGUCCAGUUGGGGGAAAAAAGGGGGAAGAAAGUCCCAUUGUGGCUGCCAGUCCAAUCUUAGUCUUAUUAUUUUUAUAUAUACACACAGUGCAGAUUAUUGUACAAACUUUUCAUUGUUUUUAAUGUUGGCAAAUACAACUAUUGUGGGAGGCAUGGCUGCAUAUACAACAUUGCAUCUGACUCAUAAUUAUCUGCAUAUUUAUGUUACUUAGUUAUGAGCUUGGCUGUCUUGGACUAUUAGAUUUGUUGUUUUUCAAAUGAUGUGUGUUUUGUGGGUAGAUACGAAUUUUUAUAUAGUUUUUUUCCAAAAGAAAAUGUAUUAACUUGUAAAAGUGGGGGCCUUGUGCUGUAUGUUAAAAUUUUGCUGGAACUGUUUUUUCAUAUUAUGUAUUGUAAACAAACUUGUGCCUUUCCAAUUAACAUGUACACAGCAAACUUGAACUUGAAGCUGACAAAAAAGGGACAUUUUCCGCUUUACAUCUGUCUAUGCAUUAUCAAUGGCAGCUUCUUUGUAGAACCCUUUUUUCUUUUUCAUUAUAGCCGUCCUUAUUCAAGA